Messenger RNA from Daktulosphaira vitifoliae (grape phylloxera), 1168 nucleotides. RefSeq names its product zinc finger BED domain-containing protein 6-like. The transcript is spliced from 3 exons. NCBI's taxonomy places the organism in Eukaryota, Metazoa, Arthropoda, Insecta, Hemiptera, Phylloxeridae. The record is from RefSeq and is a predicted model, not a curated record. Gene Ontology annotation, molecular function: DNA binding. Bases 92 to 1168 code for a protein of 358 amino acids.
UCCAAAGUAAUCUUAUUAUAAAGUAUUAAUAUUUACUAAACAAAAUUUGAAUUUUGCUACAAAUAUUAAGUAUUAGUAGUACAACUAAACUAUGUUGUCUUCUUCAAAAAUUAAUAGUAUGGGAUUAAAUAAAAAACGUAGCAAUGUAUGGUACCAUUAUUCAAUUAUACUAAAUAAUAUAGCAAAAUGCAAUAUUUGUUAUGAUAAAAUAAGUUUUAGUGGAGGAUCCACAGGAAAUUUGUUAAGGCAUUUGAAAACAAAACAUCCAACAGUUCUACUACAGAGAAAUAUUCAGGAAAAUGUAUCAAACUCUGAUAUAAUUGAUGAUUCACAACCUUCAAAAUCCACAAAUCAUACUCCAACUGGACAACAAUCAUUUUCAGUAGCAACAACAUAUCCACCAAUGUUUAAAACACAAAACAAACACCAAACUUCUAUAGCAAACUUUAUCCAAAAGCCGAUACCAAUGAGCAAAUCAAAGAUAAUUGAUCAACAACUUGUGAAGAUGAUUGUUAAGGAGUAUCAUCCAUUUAGUAUUGUAGAGGAUGUAGAAUUUCAAAAGUUAAUUAAAAUGUUAUGUCCAUCCUACAUUAUUCCAUCAAGAAAAACAGUAACCCAAAGUUUGAUGCCUCAGCUGUUUGAGGUAACUGUUGAAAGUGUGAAGGAUACAUUAAAAAAUGUAGCAGCAGUAUGUUUGACCACAGAUGGAUGGACUUCGAGGAACAAUCAGAGUUUUAUAUCAAUAACAGCACAUUUUAUUGAUCCACAAGACGAAACAUUAAUUUCAUCUGUACUGUUAGGCUGUAAUGAUUUUGAUGAAAAACACACAGGUGAUAAUUUGGCUUUUUUUUUAAGUAACAUUAUUAAUGAAUGGAAUUUAUCAAAUAAACUUACUGUUGUAAUAACUGAUAAUGCUGCUAAUAUUAAAGCAGCUAUUAGAAAGUGUAACUGGAGAUGGCUGCCUUGCUUUGCACAUUCAAUAAACUUAACAGUCCAAACUAGUUUAAAAUGCAUAGAGCUUACAAUAACAAAAGUAAAAAACAUUGUACAAUACUUUAAAAAAAACUGCCCAACACGUUGGAAUUCUACAUAUGAAAUGAUAAAUCGAAUAGUUGAAAUCAAAGAACCGAUUAUUGCUACUCUAGCAGUAUUAGGAGUUCAGAGUUAA